AUGUUCCCGAUCAUGGCUUCUCGAUCUCCGACAGUGGGCACUCCGCUUCUGAAAUCCUCGGUAGCACCUGAGACGCCCUUACCAGGACCACAAACAGUACCUUUCCCUUCACCCCAGACCUUUGAGAUCAUUCCGCCGUUGCAUGGGAUACUCUCUCGUUUGCUCUCCUCCAAGGAGCACCCAACUGGCUCAUCGGACGCACCUGGCGAUCCAACCGAAGCUCUGGGAGCUUCACAGACACAGACCCAACAAGCACCCGAUGGGAACAAUGGCAAUCCUACAUCCUCACAUGCUGUGCCAGAAGUAACAGUUCUUGACCCGAGCCCUCAUCCACCGCUUGAUGUGAAAAACCUUCCCACGGAAACCAGCUCUGUUAGGAUUCGAAUCCAAAAGGCUCGUACAGUCGUUGAAGCGCUACCCGAUGUGCAGCGGUCUGUCAGUGAGCAGCAAAGGGAGAUUGCAGAGCUCGAGGAACGCGUGAGACGUUUACGCUUGGUCAUCUCUGAUUUUGGAACUCGGGCAGGAACCCUACAAGAGAACAACACAAGGACUGUGGAAGUGUGA
Molecule: messenger RNA, 564 nt
Organism: Penicillium paradoxum
Lineage: Eukaryota; Fungi; Ascomycota; Eurotiomycetes; Eurotiales; Aspergillaceae
Product: mediator of RNA polymerase II transcription subunit 9
Exons: 1
Coding region: 1-564 (187 amino acids)
Biological process (GO): regulation of transcription by RNA polymerase II
Cellular component (GO): mediator complex
Molecular function (GO): transcription coregulator activity
Source: RefSeq, a predicted model, not a curated record